AUGGCCGAACUGGCGGCGGCAGGCGAGGGGCCGCCGCGGGGCCGCACGCCCAGUCCAGGCCCCGGGGGGGCGCCGGGGCCGCCCAGCCCCCGAGCGGCCGGAGCGGCGGCGGGAGCCGGCGGGACGUUGUCUCCGCCCGGCGCGGCCCGGCCGCCCGCUGCCUCCAAAUGGGUCCGUCUGAACGUGGGCGGAACGUACUUCGUGAGCACUCGGCAGACGCUGUGCCGGGAACCCAAGUCCUUCUUGUGCCGCCUCUGCUGCCAGGACGGGCCCGAGCUCGGCUCCGACAAGGAUGAGACUGGGGCAUAUCUCAUUGACAGAGACCCCACCUAUUUUGGUCCAAUACUGAACUACCUCCGACAUGGGAAGCUCAUCAUAAACAAGGAGCUUGCAGAAGAAGGGGUACUGGAAGAGGCUGAGUUCUACAACAUCGCAUCCCUGGUGCGGCUGGUGAAGGAGCGGAUACGAGACAACGAGAACAGAACCUCUCAAGGACCUGUGAAGCAUGUGUACAGAGUCCUGCAGUGCCAAGAGGAGGAGCUCACACAGAUGGUGUCCACGAUGUCUGACGGGUGGAAAUUCGAACAGCUGAUCAGCAUUGGAUCUUCCUAUAACUAUGGAAAUGAAGACCAGGCAGAAUUCCUCUGUGUCGUGUCCAGGGAGCUCAACAAUUCUACCAACGGCAUUGUCAAGGAGCCAAGUGAAAAGGCAAAGAUUCUCCAGGAGCGAGGGUCCCGGAUGUGACUCCAGCGUCCCCCGCGCAGGCUGCCAGCGGUCGGCGGGGUGGCACCACCUUGUCCUUGUACAGUAACCGAGCUAAGCAAAGCCAAGCCUGUCCUGCCAGUGGGGAAUAAUUCUGGUCAUAACCAAAGGCUUCCCUCCUACCCUGGAAACCCAAGGAAGGAAAAGACUCUUCCAGUUGGAUGGUCCUUUCCACGAGUGUUUUCUUUUCUUGGCCAGCGCUGUAUCGAAUCUUUCCAGCAAUGGCUGGGCUGGAUUCCCAGUCAGAGCCUUUGCGAAGGUUGCUCAGGUCCACAGGCCCUUGUUGUUAUCUGUCCCACCUUCCACAGGCUGGCACGGGUGGGAAGAUCCAUAUUUGAGCUGUGCCAUUUCUUGCACCCAGGUCUGCCACCAGAAAA
Indicator indicator is the source of this 1139-nucleotide messenger RNA. RefSeq names its product potassium channel tetramerization domain containing 2 (gene KCTD2). Gene Ontology annotation, biological process: protein homooligomerization; proteasome-mediated ubiquitin-dependent protein catabolic process. The record is from RefSeq and is a predicted model, not a curated record. Bases 1 to 744 code for a protein of 247 amino acids. The transcript is spliced from 6 exons. NCBI's taxonomy places the organism in Eukaryota, Metazoa, Chordata, Aves, Piciformes, Indicatoridae. Gene Ontology annotation, cellular component: Cul3-RING ubiquitin ligase complex; cytoplasm. Gene Ontology annotation, molecular function: cullin family protein binding.